AUGCCCGGCACAUCCCCCGUCAUCCUCAUCCUCGGAGCAGGACCAAAUAUCGGCCACGCAGUGGCUCGGACCUUUGCUUCGAGAGGCUACAAGGUUGCCCUGGCCGCGCGAUCCCUGAACGAGGCAGACAGCACCGACAACCAACUGAACAUCCCGAGUGACUUUUCCAACUCGGACGAUGUGGUCAAGGCAUUCGACAAGGUUAAAAAAGUGUUUGGUAUCCCCAGUGUGGUGGUUUAUAACGUCAGCGCCUCAACCCUCACCCCUCCCAAGGACCCCUUCGCCCUUCCACUGGCGGCUUUCAAUCGAGAUGUCGCCAUCAAUAUCACCAGUGCGUUUGUCGCCGCGCAACAAGCCGCCUCGGGCUUUGCCCAGCUGCCUUCUUCUGCUUCGAGGACCUUCAUCUACACGGGAAACAUCCUGAAUGUUGCCAUCCUCCCGUCCUUUCUCUCCCAAGGCAUGGGCAAGUCCGCCGGCGCCCAUAUGAUCUGGGCAGCUUCAGCGGCAUAUCAAGACCGUGGAUACAAGUGGUAUUACGGUGACGAACGCAAGGCAGACGGCACCGCCAUCUACAGGGUCAACGGAGACGAACAUGCAAAGCUCUACUGGAAGCUGGCCGAGGACAAGACUCAGGGUCCGUGGCUGCAGACUUUCGUCAAGGGAGUGGGAUACACCGACUUUGACAGUCAACAUGCGUCUUCUAGCAAAGUCUAA
Molecule: messenger RNA, 714 nt
Organism: Capronia epimyces CBS 606.96
Lineage: Eukaryota; Fungi; Ascomycota; Eurotiomycetes; Chaetothyriales; Herpotrichiellaceae
Exons: 3
Coding region: 1-714 (237 amino acids)
Source: RefSeq, a predicted model, not a curated record